CUCUCUUCGCCUCUGCAUUUAUUCCUCCGCCAUGACCUCAAAUUAUAAAAGACAAUUUUUUCUGCGGGAAGAAAGAUAAUUAGCCGCCCGACUCCUUCCGCAGCGUUAGGACUGUCAGUGGCGAUCGGCCAUGGCGGCGAUCAUUAACGGCAGCCUGGUUCUCCUCCUCGUCGCCGCCGCCGUAUCGGCGUUCCUGCUCCGGGUCCUCUUCUACAAGACGGGGUUCAUCUACGCCGUGAAGAAGCAGUGGCGGUCGGUGGAGGACUGCUUCCACGUCUACCAGAUCUUUAAGGUGCCGGAGUUCAACGACGGCAAGCAGGAGAACCUCCUCUACCGGAAAGUCUCCGCCUACCUCCAAUCCCUCCCUUCCAUCGAGGACUCCGAUUUCACCAACCUCUUCACCGGCCGGAGCCGCCACGACAUCGUCCUCCGCCUCGACCCCAACCAGGUCGUCCACGACACCUUCCUCGGCGCCCGCGUCUCCUGGGUCAACGACGACACCGGCCCCGCCCGCGUCUUCGCCCUCAGGAUCAGGAAGGCCGACAAGCGCCGCAUCCUCCGCCCUUACCUCCAGCACAUCCACACCGUCUCCGAUGAGCUCGACCAGAGGAAGCGGGAGCUCCGGCUCUACGUGAACUCGGAGUGGGACCCGGCGCGAUCGGGCGGCCGCGGGAGGUGGCGUUCCGUCCCCUUCACCCACCCGUCCACCCUCGAGACGAUCGCCAUGGAGCCCGAUUUGAAGAACCGGGUGAAGUCCGACCUCGAGCUAUUCCUCAAGUCGCAGCAGUACUACCACCGACUGGGCCGGGUCUGGAAGCGGAGCUUCCUCCUGUAUGGCCCGUCGGGGACCGGGAAAUCGAGCUUCGUCGCUGCCAUGGCCAAUUUUCUGUCCUACGACGUGUACGACAUUGAUCUCUCUAGGAUUACGGACGAUGCCGACUUGAGGACGCUCCUGCUGGAAACCAGCAGCAGGUCUGUGAUAGUCAUUGAGGACCUCGAUCGGUUUUUGAUGGAGAAACCCGGGUCCGUGAGCCUAUCGGGAAUCCUGAACUUCAUGGACGGGAUACUGAGCUCGUGCUGCGCCGAGGAGAGGAUCAUGGUGUUUACGAUGAACUCGAAGGACCAUAUUGACCCUGCCAUACUGAGGCCCGGGCGGAUAGACGUGCAUAUACAUUUCCCGCUGUGCGACUUCUCUUCGUUCAGGAGCCUGGCCAACAGCUGCCUCGGGGUCACCGAUCACAAGCUGUUCCCCCAAGUCGAGGAGAUUUUCCAGACAGGGGCGAGGCUGAGCCCUGCCGAGAUCGGGGAGCUGAUGAUCACGAACCGGAACUCACCGAACCGGGCACUUAAGUCAGUCAUCACUGCCCUCAGGACCGGAGGCGACGCGAGGGUCCCUACAAAAAUCGGGCAGCGGUUGUGCGAGGACGUGUCUUCCUCCGCCGACUCGAGCGGUAUAUUCUUCAAGGAUAGUAAUGCAAUCAAGGAUAUCAAGAGACUGUACGGUUUCUUGAGGAUUAAGAGCAGCAGAAAGUCGUCGCACUCUUUCGACGAGGCUUCAGGGCAAAACGUCCGAUGACAAGGCCCUCCCGGCGCGAAACAUCUUCUUGGUUUUCUUUCUCGACUUUAGUCCAAUUCAAAGUUGAGCAUGUAUGGGGUGAAUCCGCAUUGUAAAUUACCGAUUCGUAUAGGCAAAAUUGUUCGAGACACAAAUUGCAUCCACAGGAAAUCAAUUGGAUCAAGGGAAGGAUUUCUCUGCCAUUGCCAAUGGUGCCUAGUGAAACUGAAACUGGUCAUCGUGUGCAGCCUUGCCCCCGGUCGACCAUGAGGCAAGUACAAGAAUAGGAAUGCGAAAUGAAGUGGCAUUAAAGUCUCGUGGGCGAGGAUCAAUAGUUUGGAAUUUUUUGUUAUUAUUAGACGACUUAUGUCGCUGUACUAAGUCAUCUUCCUCCUGCAAAGUGUAGCUUAGGGCUCAAUAGUCUUUGAAUACUCAAAAGUUGCCAUAAUCAGAAUAUGAUUCCUCCUUUUGUGGACUCUAUGAUUUGAUUUCA
Messenger RNA from Punica granatum (pomegranate), 2048 nucleotides. NCBI's taxonomy places the organism in Eukaryota, Viridiplantae, Streptophyta, Magnoliopsida, Myrtales, Lythraceae. The record is from RefSeq and is a predicted model, not a curated record.